GUUUUUGACCCCAAUAAAACAAAUAUAUGUGUUUUUUUUGCUAAAGGCCACUCACUUGGACUCUGUCAAGGAUGUUUGUUUAAUCUCAUGUGGCAUGAAGGAUCAUUUUAUUGAGAUCAGAUGGACCAGACCAUUUCAUCGGGGUGCUGCCCGCACGUACUGAGGAGAGAAUAGAGCCUGCACGGGGUAUUCCUUACACAUGUUCCAGGGCUACUUGCCCCUGGCUUCCAAAUUCACCAUAUUCUGGGGUUUCUAAGGCAAAUCUCUGAUCGGGACAUAGGCAAUCAUUUCAAAGGAGCUAAGAGCCUAUCAUCAGUCGAUGCUGGACUGAGUAUAGUGUUGGGAUAGGCCAGCCUGAGCCAUGGCUCAUGGGAAGAAACCAGGGAAGAUCACCAGAAUCCUGGGACCCAGCCCUUCAUCGUGCCCAGGAGGAUCCAUAGAGAAGAAGCCAGGAACUAUUAGGAGAAUAUUGGCCCCCAGCCCUCCGCCCAGCCCGGGUCCCACAGGAUCCACAGAGGAGUCUAAUGAAGGACCUCAUGAUGAAGGACCUCAGAAAGAAAGACCACAGAGUUUGAGGAGUAAGGACCCGCCAUCCUGCCCUGACCCCCUAUCCACAGGGGAGCCUACUGAUGAAGAACCCUGGGGUCUGAGCAGCAAAGGCACAACUGAAAGACUACAUGAUGGAAUUCGGAGUCUGAAGAGUGACGGCCCUCCUCAACACUCGCAGAGCACCAGCAAUGAGGAGCUGGACAAUAACAAUGAUGAGAGGACCCCUGGGCCUGCAUCACCUGUCCCUGCUAGCCCAACUCAGGCCCGCCCAACCCAGGCCUACAGCAAAAUGACCCAGGCCCAGAACUACCCUCGGCAGUCAGACGCCCAGGCCAAGAACUACCCUCGGCAGUCAGACGCCCAGGCCAAGAACUACCCUCGGCAGUCAGACGCCCAGGCCCAGCCCCGUCAGACCCAGCAGCAUCUCAGAGAGAGUCCAACGAGCCCCAGCGCCAGGCCCACCUCUGACUCCCCAUCCAGUCAGGAGAGACAGUCCAGGGCUGUUAAACCAUCACCUGUCCUUACCAGUGCCAGUCCUUACCAGCCGUGUCUGAUUAGUCCCUCCAGUUCACCUCUUCCUGUCCCCGCUAGAGCUAGUGUCUCCUCCAAGAUCUCUCUGAACCUACCCGGUGACUCCACCACCCCUGACAGCUUGGAGGAGGAGGAGGACAGCUGCUCAGAGUACGACAAUGUGGGUUCAGAUGUGGAAGGUGUGGAGCAAGACAUUGAUCAGGUGCUGCAGGUGGAAGACCAGGGUAUGGAGGUGAGGUACUACCCUGAGCAGCAGGAUGGUAUCUAUGUGGAACACCAAGACGGAACCUACAUGAAACACCAAGACGGAACCUACAUGAAACUCCAAGACGGAACCUACAUUAAACACCAAGAUGGAACCUACAUGAAACACCAAGACGGAACCUACAUGAAACACCAAGACGGAACCUACAUUAAACACCAAGACGGAACCUACGUGAAACACCAAGACGGAACCUACGUGAAACACCAAGACGGAACCUACAUGAAACACCAAGACGGAACCUACGUUAAACACCAAGACGGAACCUACGUGAAACACCAAGACGGAACCUACGUGAAACACCAAGACGGAACCUACGUUAAACACCAAGACGGAACCUACGUUAAACACCAAGACGGAACCUACGUGAAACACCAAGACGGAACCUACGUGAAACACCAAGACGGAACCUACGUGAAACACCAAGACGGAACCUACGUGAAACACCAAGACGGAACCUACGUGAAACACCAAGACGGAACCUACGUGAAACACCAAGACGGAACCUACGUGAAACACCAAGACGGAACCUACGUGAAACACCAAGACGGAACCUACGUUAAACACCAAGACGGAACCUACGUGAAACACCAAGACGGAACCUACGUGAAACACCAAGACGGAACCUACGUGAAACACCAAGACGGAACCUACGUGAAACACCAAGACGGAACCUACGUGAAACUCCAAGACGGAACCUACGUAGAAGAAUGUGAGGAUGGACCCUAUUGCCCCAAGGAUGCCACCUAUGUAGAAGGUGAGGAUGGUACCUAUGUGGAGGGUAGUGUGGAGGGGGACAGCCUGGAGGGGGACAGCCUGGAGGGGGACAACAGUACCACUGUACAAUACAAACCCACAAGGCCACUGUACGGCCCUGAGUCUGAGGAGAUGCAGGAUAAAGAUAGAAAACCCUGUAGCUCUUCUGAGAAUUACCAUCAGUUCAAUGACAAUCCACAUCAGACACCCAAGGCUGGAGACAAGGAAGAAAAAGAGGAGGUGGAGGGAGGAGGAGUCUGA
Molecule: messenger RNA, 2359 nt
Organism: Oncorhynchus keta (chum salmon)
Lineage: Eukaryota; Metazoa; Chordata; Actinopteri; Salmoniformes; Salmonidae
Exons: 3
Coding region: 362-2359 (665 amino acids)
Source: RefSeq, a predicted model, not a curated record